GGAGGCACAGCGCAGAGCGCACGGCUGCUCUGCUCCCGUUCCUGCUCCUGCUCCUGCUCCGUCUCCUGCUCCCCAUCGGGCUUGCGCUCCAGAUCGCGCUCCGGCUCCGGCUCCGGCUCCGGCUCCCGCUCCAGCCCGGGCUCGGGCUCGGGCUCGGGCUCGCGCUCUUGGUCGUGCUCCCACUUCGGUUCCAGCUCCAGCUCCGGCUCGGGCUUCAGCUGCCGCUCCGCGCCCGGCGAGCCAUCCCUGAUCCCUCCGGCGACAGGGAGGCGGAGUAGGGCCAGGGAGAGCUGUCAGGAGCAGAGCUAUGAUGUCGUCCUACAAGCGGGCCACGCUCGAUGAGGAAGAUCUGGUGGACUCCCUCGGGGAGGGCGAGGUGUAUCCCAAUGGCAUUCAGGUGAAUUUCCGAGGCUCCAGGAAUGGCCGGAGCUGCUGGGCCGAGAGAACUCAUAUCGAAAAGCGCCUUUCCGUGGUGAUUGGCCUUUUGGUGCUGGGGCUGUUGGCAUCCCUGGCAGUCUUGACCUUCCAGUACAAAACUAGACCCCUUGCUCUGUGCCUGAGUGAAGCUUGCAUCUCAGUGACCAGUUCCAUCCUGAGCUCCUUGGACCAAACAGUGGACCCCUGCCAAGACUUCUUCAGCUAUGCCUGUGGGGGCUGGAUAAAGGCCAAUCCUGUGCCUGAUGGCCACUCCCGAUGGGGGACCUUUAACAACCUCUGGGAACACAACCAAGCCAUCAUGAAGCAUCUCUUGGAAAACACCACCGCCAGCACCAAUGAGGCUGAACGCAAGGCCCAGCAGUAUUACCAGGCUUGUAUGAACGAGUCCAAGAUCGAGGAGCUGAAGGCCAGGCCUCUGAUGGAGCUGAUUGAGAAGCUUGGUGGCUGGAAUAUCACAGGCCCAUGGGACAAGGACAACUUCCAGGAGACCCUGCAGGUGGUCACUGCUCACUAUCGGACUUCUCCUUUCUUCUCUGUCUAUGUCAGUGCCGACUCAAAGAACUCCAACAGCAAUGUGAUUCAGGUGGACCAGUCUGGUUUAGGCUUACCUUCAAGAGAUUAUUAUCUGAAUAAGACAGAAAAUGAGAAGGUCCUGACAGGCUACCUGAACUACAUGGUGCAGUUGGGCAAGCUCCUAGGAGGAGGAGAUGAGGAUUCUAUUCGUUACCAGAUGCAACAGAUCUUGGACUUUGAGACGGCACUAGCCAACAUCACCAUUCCCCAGGAGAAGCGCCGGGAUGAGGAGGUCAUUUACCACAAAGUAUCCGCUGGAGAUCUGCAGAUUUUGGCACCUGCCAUCAACUGGAUGCCCUUCCUAACGAACGUGUUCUACCCCGUGGAGAUCAAUGAAUCAGAGCCUGUGGUGGUCUAUGCCAAGGAAUACUUGGAGCAAGUCUCCAACCUUAUCAACAACACAGACAAAUGCCUCCUGAACAACUACAUGAUCUGGAACCUGGUGAAAAAAACGAGUCCUUUCCUGGACCAGCGCUUCCAGGAUGCCGAAGAGAAAUUCAUGGAAGUGAUGUACGGGACCAAGAAGACGUGCCUUCCACGAUGGAAGUUUUGUGUGAGUGACACAGACAACAACCUGGGCUUUGCCCUGGGCGCCAUGUUUGUGAAAGCCACCUUUGCCGAGGACAGCAAGAACAUAGCCAGUGAAAUGAUCUUGGAGAUCAAGAAAGCAUUUGAAGAAAGCCUGAGCACCCUGCAGUGGAUGGACGAGGAUACACGGAAAUCAGCCAAGGAGAAGGCAGAUGCAAUCUACAAUAUGAUUGGCUACCCCAACUUCAUCAUGGAUCCCAAGGAGUUGGACAAGGUCUUCAAUGAUUACAAUGCCGUACCAGAUCUUUACUUUGAGAACGCCAUGCGGUUUUUCAACUUCUCAUCCAGAGUCACCGCAGACCAGCUCAGAAAAGCUCCCAACAGGGAUCAGUGGAGCAUGACUCCUCCCACCGUGAACGCCUACUACUCGCCCACCAAGAAUGAGAUCGUGUUUCCAGCUGGAAUCCUGCAGGCUCCAUUCUACACCCGCACAUCCCCCAAGUCACUGAAUUUUGGUGGAAUCGGGGUUGUUGUGGGUCAUGAGCUGACUCAUGCCUUUGAUGAUCAAGGUCGGGAAUACGACAAAGAUGGCAAUCUUCGUCCCUGGUGGAAGAAUUCCUCGGUGGAGGCGUUCAAGCAGCAAACUGAGUGCAUGGUGGAGCAGUACGGCAACUAUACAGUCAACGGAGAGGCCGUGAAUGGCCGCCACACCCUGGGCGAGAACAUCGCCGACAAUGGGGGUCUCAAGGCAGCCUAUAGGGCCUAUCAGAACUGGGUACGGAAGAAUGGGGAGGAGGAGACGCUGCCCACCCUAGGCCUCACCAACAACCAGCUCUUCUUCCUCGGCUUUGCUCAGGUCUGGUGCUCAGUCCGCACCCCUGAGAGCUCCCACGAAGGCCUCAUCACAGAUCCCCACAGCCCCUCUCGCUUCCGGGUCAUCGGCACUGUCUCCAACUCUAAGGAGUUCUCAGAACACUUCCAGUGCGCCCCUGGCUCCCCUAUGAACCCCCAUCGGAAGUGUGAAGUCUGGUAGAGGUGAAUCCAGGUGGCAGGAGACAGAUGGGGAGUUAUGGGAAGGACAGGCAGGACAAAGACCCUGGGGGGGAGGGGAGGGCCAGAGGGAGGGAAUGGAACAGCUCGCCCCAUCUGUCCAGUAUCGAGGGCAUUGCCCUGGCCCUCCUCCUUGCCCAAGCACCCUCCCUCCCCACCUUCGAAGAGCUCUCCAUGGAAAGGGGUCCCAAACCAUGGGCUUUUGGUGCCAACCAGAGAUUGGAUCCACUGUGAAAACCCCUAUAAUCGCAAAUCACUUGUGAGUCAACUCUUAAAAGGGCCAUGACAGGUGUUUGUGUGUCUGUCCGGCCUCUUGGAGACAAGGGCAAGGAAUUGGCAUCCUUGUCAGUCACUUGUCCCACCUGUGCUGGGUGACGGAUACACCCACAAACACCACAGUGUUAAGUGCUUUAAAAAUCUCUAUUUUGGGGAAAUUCAUUUUGGAACAUUGUGGAAUACACUGGAAACCUUCAGGGAAAAAUGCAUUUAAAACACUUUUUUUUUUUAAAGAAAGGAUUGGUAUAUUUAUUAUGUUUUUUUAAAUAACCUGUGGACAAGGGAAGCCCCACAGUGCCAACUCUUUUCCAGCCCCCUCCACUGGCUGCUGAGUUGAGGCAGGGGCUGGUAGUGCUGAGCUGAGACCAUGAUUCCCCCGGUUCAAGCCUCUGGGGGCCAGAGGGGCAUCCUGAGGCUUUCAGAGUAACUGUAAGAUUUCCUUUUUGGGUCUCCCCAGGAGUCCCAUUAAGUAGAGAUGAGGGUAGGAGAUCAGGAGGAGAGAUUCAAGAUGGCAAAAUCAGUCUCUGGCACUGUCCCUCCCUCCCUUUCCUUGGCACCUAAAUCCUAAAGCCCCUACCCUGUGUUCAGCCAGUGAGAGCCCUCAGCCACUGAGCAAGGGUCCUGCUUUCCCAGGAGGGGAUGGGAAUAGGGAAAAUAAUCCCAUCCACCUGUGGUCUAUUUCUAAAGGGAAUUUAUAGUAGGAGGAGAGGCUGGGGAGUGGGAUUACUUAGGUCCUCUGCAUCUUGCCAGCAGAAACCACAAACCUCCCUGCCCCAUAAAAAAGGGAUGACUGUAGCUUCAGAGCCUGGGCCUCCUAAGGCUUUAGUGCCCUUGUUUUCUUCCUCUUUGUUGUGUGAUUGAUACAUAGCAUUGCUGACUCCUGCCCUCAGCCCUUCCAAGCUCCAGGCAUUUCAGCAUCCAUCACUCUGGUCAGGCCCAUGCCAAGCCCAGCUAGAGUUGGGUCCCCUGGCUGUGCUGACAGACUGCCUAGGAUCCUGUUAGAGAAAGUAGGGGGUCAGAAAACUCCUCUUGGCUGAAACAUCCUAGCGUCCAUCCUCUUUGCCCUUGGCUGACCCUAAGCUAUCCGUGGGGCCCAGAUGACCUCUUGGGUGCUAUAGGCCUCUGGACUCCUCUUCCCCACGCCACUAAGGCCUCUGGGGUUUGUGGUUCCUGCCUCUAAGGAAGGCUGGAGUGGUUCUCCACCCUCACCCCCUACCCGCCAUGACCUUAGUACCAUCUCAGCCCAGGCCUUCAGUCCUCUAGUGCCUUAUCUAGGGCUCUGCCCUAAGGAGAACCUCUUUUUUCCACAAAGAAUUUCCACCAAGUGUCUGACUGGCUUUCAAGGCCAACCCACCCGUGUGUACACACACACACACACACACACACACACACACACACACACACUCUCUCACACAAUCACUCUAACACACACACACACACACACCUCUCCCUCUGCGUUUGGACCAAUAACCUGAGAGUCCACUGAGACCACACCCCAGGUUAACCAAGAGGCUCAAAGCUAGAACCAGCUAAAGUCUGAGGCCCCAGAAAAGCCCACCAGCCCUGAAGAAAGCACAGAACGGCCUGCACUAUCUGCUGGGUUUCCCCAUGUGGUCAAACAGUAGCUUCUUCUGCCCUGAGCUGAGGUGGUCAGGAGUUUCAGGGUGAAGGGCAACCUGCCCUGACCCCUCAGGUGGUCAGUCUCCUGGCCGCCCCGCCAAGCUGGGCAAAAAUCUGUGGCCCCAGGGGUUGGGACUCUCCAGGGACCUGGUCAUUUCUGCAGGACUUUGGGGUCUGCUAGGGAGGAGGAAAGAAGGCAGGAAGGAUUUUUAAGGCAGAAGCCCAACCUAGCUGACAUAGACCCAGUUCUAAUAAAGUCUUCUCCCUUUCUAAAAAACACAAACCCCAGCCAGCCAAUGUGACCAACCCAAGGGUUGCACAUGUCCAUCUGUCUUGGGGUGAUCGUAUCUGCUGUGUGCCCUUUGGUGACUGCUGCCUCCUUCUCUUCU
Molecule: messenger RNA, 4874 nt
Organism: Phascolarctos cinereus (koala)
Lineage: Eukaryota; Metazoa; Chordata; Mammalia; Diprotodontia; Phascolarctidae
Gene: ECE1
Product: endothelin converting enzyme 1
Biological process (GO): peptide hormone processing
Cellular component (GO): plasma membrane
Molecular function (GO): metalloendopeptidase activity
Source: RefSeq, a predicted model, not a curated record